GCCGAGCGCGCGGGGGCGCUACGCAGCAUAGGAGACGCUGAUGGAUGGCCGAAGUGCCGGCGCUCGCCAGGCAAGGCAGCACGGCUCCGCGGACUUUUUUUCAAACUCCUCUCAUCAAUGAGACUUCGAGAAGGAGCGGGAGGCGGCAGCGGCGACAGAGGGCGCGGAGGAAGGCGAGGAAGAGCCAGGGCCAGGAGCGCGGCCCGCACGGCGCAUCGGAGCUCCCCGGAGCUGCAGGCUCGGAGUCCUUAGGGACUGCCGGGUCCCCCGCCCGCCUCGGUCCCCUCCCCUGCCUGGCCAGCCCCGCCCCGGCGGCCUGAGUCCCGGCACUCCGCAGCCCCGCGCCGGCCAAGUUGGGAUGGGGCCCUGCAACCACUGCCCGGCGCCCGAGAGGCCACCUGCGUGCUAGAGGCAAACUUUUGUCUCCUCGGGUCUGCCGCUCAAGACUAUGAGCGGCUGAGAUGGAGAUGUCUGCCCCAGCCCCUGCAGCUGAGAAGAAAGAAGCCAAGGGUGGGCUCCUGGAGGGCUUCCCGGAGUCCGGUAAAAAGGCCUGCCCUCUGGCGGUGGCCGCGGCGGCAGCUGUAGCUGCCCAAGGAGUUCCUCAGCAACUCCUGCCACCUUUCCACGCGCCUUUGCCGAUUGACAUGCGACACCAGGAGGGAAGGUACCAUUACGAGCCUCACUCUGUCCAUGGUGUACAUGGGCCUCCCACCCUGAGCGGCAGCCCCGUCAUCUCUGAUAUCUCCUUGAUCCGGCUUUCUCCGCAUCCUGCUGGCCCUGGGGAGUCUCCCUUCAGUGCCCACCACCCCUAUGUGAACCCCCACAUGGAGCACUACCUCCGGUCUGUGCACAGCAGCCCCACACUCUCGAUGAUCUCUGCAGCCAGGGGCCUCAGCCCCGCUGAUGUGGCCCACGAGCACCUGAAAGAAAGGGGACUAUUUGGCCUCACUGCUCCAGGCACCAACCCCUCAGAGUACUACCACCAGAUGACCCUCAUGACAGGCCAUCCCGCUCCCUAUGGGGACCUUCUGAUGCAGAGUGGGGGUGCCGCAGGCACACCCCACCUCCAUGACUACCUCAAUCCUGUGGACGUGUCACGGUUCUCCAGCCCACGAGUGACCCCCCGCCUGAGCCGCAAGCGGGCGCUGUCCAUCUCCCCACUCUCAGAUGCCAGCCUCGAUCUGCAGCGCAUGAUCCGGACCUCACCGAACUCACUGGUGGCUUACAUCAACAAUUCCCGAAGCAGCUCAGCAGCCAGCGGCUCCUAUGGGCACCUAUCAGCCGGUGCCCUCAGCCCAGCCUUCCCCUUCCCCCACCCCAUCAACCCUGUGGCCUACCAGCAGAUCCUGAACCAGCAGCGAGGCCUGGGCUCAGCCUUCGGACACACACCACCCCUGAUCCAACCCUCGCCCACCUUCCUGGCCCAGCAACCCAUGGCCCUCACCUCUAUCAGCACCAUGCCCACCCAGCUCAGUAGCAGCAGCAACUGUCUGAAUGAUACCAACCAGAACAAGCAGAGCAGCGAGUCAGCCGUGAGCAGCACCGUGAACCCCAUCACCAUUCACAAGCGCAGCAAGGUCAAGACUGAGGCUGAAGGCCUCCGGCCAGCCUCCCCACUGGGACUGACACAGGAGCAGCUGGCUGACCUCAAGGAAGACCUGGAUAGGGAUGACUGUAAGCAGGAGGCUGAGGUGGUCAUCUACGAGACUAACUGCCACUGGGCAGACUGCACCAAGGAAUAUGACACGCAGGAGCAGCUGGUGCAUCAUAUCAACAACGAGCACAUCCAUGGAGAGAAGAAGGAGUUCGUGUGCCGCUGGCAGGCCUGCACACGCGAGCAGAAGCCAUUCAAGGCCCAGUACAUGCUGGUGGUCCACAUGCGCAGGCACACGGGUGAGAAGCCACACAAGUGCACGUUUGAGGGCUGCUCAAAGGCUUAUUCUCGCCUGGAGAACCUGAAGACGCACCUUCGGUCCCACACAGGGGAGAAGCCGUACGUGUGUGAGCAUGAGGGUUGCAACAAGGCCUUCUCCAACGCCUCAGACCGUGCCAAGCACCAGAACCGUACCCACUCCAAUGAGAAACCCUACAUCUGUAAGAUUCCAGGCUGCACCAAGAGGUACACAGACCCCAGCUCUCUCCGAAAGCAUGUGAAGACUGUUCAUGGGCCAGAUGCUCACGUCACCAAGAAGCAACGCAAUGAUGUGCACCUCCGCACCUCACUGCUCAAGGAGAAUGGGGACAAUGAGGCCAGUGCUGAGCCAGGUGGUCGGGGAUCCGAGGAUAGUGCCGAGGCCAGUAGCACCAGCCACACCAUGGAAGACUGCUUGCACAUCAAAGCCAUCAAAACAGAGAGCUCUGGGCUGUGUCAGUCCAGCCCCGGGGCCCAGUCAUCCUGCAGCAGCGAGCCCUCUCCCCUGGGCAGUGCCCCCAACAAUGACAGUGGCGUGGAGAUGCCAGGGACGGGGCCUGGGAGCCUGGGAGACCUGACGGCGCUGGAUGACACAUCCCCAGGGGCCGACACCUCAGCCCUGGCCACCCCCUCCACUGGUGGCCUGCAGCUGCGCAAACACAUGACCACCAUGCAUCGCUUUGAGCAGCUCAAGAGGGAGAAGCUCAAGUCGCUCAAGGAUUCCUGCUCAUGGGCCGGCCCAGCCCCACAUACCCGCAACACCAAGCUGCCUCCCCUCCCAGCAAAUGGCUCUGUUCUGGAAAGCUUCAAUGGUACUGGGGGCAGUGGGCCAGCAGGGCUGCUGCCCAACCCAAGACUGCCAGAGCUGACUGAAGUGACCAUGCUGAGCCAGUUGCAGGAGCGCCGAGACAGCUCCACCAGCACGGUGAGCUCAGCCUACACUGUGAGCCGCCGCUCCUCUGGCAUCUCCCCCUACUUCUCCAGCCGCCGCUCCAGUGAAGCGUCGCCCCUUGGAGCAGGUCGUGCACACAAUGCCAGCUCGGCAGACUCCUAUGACCCGAUCUCCACUGAUGCAUCCCGGCGUUCCAGUGAGGCCAGCCAGUGUAGUGGUGGAGGCCCAGGGUUACUCAACCUCACACCUGCCCAGCAAUACAGCCUACGUGCCAAGUAUGCAGCGGCCACUGGUGGGCCACCACCCACGCCAUUGCCAGGCCUGGAGCGGGUUAGCUUGCGGACCCGCCUGGCGCUAUUGGACACCCCAGAGCGUGCACUGCCUGGUGCCUGCCCACAUCCACUGGGGCCCCGACGUGGCAGUGAUGGGCCUACCUAUAGCCAUGGUCAUGGCCAUGGCUAUGUGGGGGCGGCUCCUGCCUUCCCACAUGAGGGCCCAGGCGGUGGUGGUGUGCGGAGGGCCAGCGACCCCGUGCGGCGACCUGACCCUCUCACACUGCCUCGAGUUCAGCGUUUCCAUAGUACUCACAAUGUGAACCCAGGUCCACUGCCACCCUGCACUGAUAGGCGAGGCCUGCGUCUACACAGCCAGCCAAACACGGAUGGCAGCCUGACCCACAGCACCUACUCCCCCCGACCCCCAAGCAUCAGUGAGAACGUGGUGAUGGAGGCCAUGGCCGCUGGAGUGGAUGGUACAGGGCUUGAGUCUGACCUGGGACUGGCAGAGGAUGACCUGGUACUGCCAGAUGAUGUGGUACAGUACAUCAAAGCUCAUACCAGUGGCACUUUGGAUGAGAGAACAAGGCAGGGGUAUCCCACAGAAAGCACUGGCUUCCCAGAGAACCCUAAACUGCCCAGUCCAGGGCUGCAGGGCCACCACAGGUUAGCAGCUGCGGACUCCAAUGUAGGCCCUCCUGGCCCUGGGCUGGGAGGCUGCCAACUGAGCUACAUCCCCUCCUCCAACUCCAACAAGAACAACAUGCCGGUACAAUGGAAUGAGGUUAGCUCUGGCACCAUGGAUACCCUACCCAGCCAAGUGAAGCCACCACCUUUUCCUCAGGGCAAUCUGGCUGUGGUACACCAGAAGCCAGCCUUUGGCCAGUAUCUGGGCUACAGUCCACAAGGCCUACAAGAUAGCCCCAGAGGCCUAGACGGAACCCAGCCACAUCUGCAGCCCCGGAGCGGAGCCCUCUCUGCACCCAGAGGAAGUCACAUUCAGCAGCAACGACAGCCAGCCACAGGUGGCCAGUGCCUCAGUAUAACAACUGCCUUGAGUCCCCAGGCCAGCUACAGCCAAGCCCACCCCCAGCUGAGCCCCAACACUGUCAGUGGAACCCUGAACCAGUUCUCAUCCUGUAGCAAUAUGACAGCCAAGCCCAGCCACCUGGGGCUCCCUCAGCAAAUGGAAGUUGUCCCCAAUGCCACCAUGAUGAGCAACCACCACCGUGAGCUAGGGGUCCCCAAUUCAACCCUGGCUGGGGUACCACCUCCUCCUCACCCAGUCCUGAGCUAUCCCCAGCAGGAAGGCUACCACCAGGGUACCAACCUCCUACCAUCCCACCAGCCUAGUUUCAUGGAGUCCCAGCAGAACACAGGCUUUGGCCUUAUGCAACCCAGGCCACCCCUUGAGCCCAGCCCUUCCAGUCGUCACCGGAGUGUGCGUGCUGGGCAGCAGCAGUUGGCCUAUUCUAGGACCACUGGCCAAGCUUUGGUCACCACAUCAGCCAUCCAGGAGACAGGAGAGGCUUUGCCCAAGGGGACAGCAGGUACCUUGGUGUCCCUGCCUCAUCCGACAUCACGGGAUACAGUGCAGGCACAGGACCAGAGCACACUCUACUACUAUGGCCAGAUCCACAUGUAUGAACAGAAUGGAGGCUGCCCAGCCAUGCAGCUCCAGCCACCACCACCGCAAGCCUGCUCAGACAGUAUCCAGCCCCUGCCUUCACCAGGAGUCAACCAGGUGUCCAGCACUGUGGACUCCCAGCUCCUGGAGGCCCCCCAAAUCGACUUUGAUGCUAUCAUGGAUGAUGGUGAUCACUCGAGCUUGUUCUCAGGUGCGCUCAGCCCCAGCCUCCUCCACAACCUCUCCCAGAAUUCCUCACGCCUCACCACACCCCGGAACUCCCUCACACUGCCCUCCAUCCCUGCAGGCAUCAGCAACAUGGCUGUGGGGGACAUGAGCUCCAUGCUCACCAGCCUGGCCGAGGAGAACAAGUUUUUAAAUAUGAUGACCUAAAGUCCCCAGCCCCUGGCACAGGGCAAAUAUGAGUGGCCUUGGCUUCCUCGAGUACAGGCAUCUCAUUUGUUCUUUUUUUUCCAAAAAAGUAUUAACUAGGCCUGAGAGGGUUUGGGCAAUGGCUGGUUCAGACUUGCAAACAUUUUAAGAAAAGGUUGAGGCAUCUUCUCUGCUUUUUGGACUUUUUUUUUUGAACACUAAAAAAAUCUUUUUCAGAAAGAAACUCGUUUACACAAUGCUUGCCAGCUUUAGUGUUUAUGGGAUUGUUCUGUUCUGGCUUCUUUGCCUCUGUCAUUUGGCUAAUGAGAGAGUACAUUGGCCAAGGGCUUUAUAAGUAUAUGCCCAAAGAGCGGGGUAGCCACAUUUGGCUUUGAAUCUGGGACUGUGCUGGAUAGUCUGCUCUGGGAAGAUGGGUUUGCCAUUCCACCACUCUUGGAUUCCUCAAUGAAGCUGUUCAAGGUUGCCUGCUACAGAGGAACCAGUGCCUUGUCCCAGGAUACUGUGGAGUACCAUUCCAGAUUCCAUGGAUCUAACAUCUCUGUUCCCUCAAGCAGAAUGAAACAGCAGAUUUCCUGGAGUAUUCUGAGAAAGAAUACACAUCAAAAGGAGAUAUAAACAGUGUACCCCCUGGGGCAAACCCAGAAGCUGCCUGGGGCUCCCCUGACUUGUUUACAGUGUUCUUGCAUGUACAAUGAAGCCCUUCCUGAAAAGAACACUUGUUUCUAAAUACCUCGGGCUGCUAUGGGUUAGGGAAGGACCAGGCCUCGAGGCAAAGGAGGCCUUCCGGUAGGAAGAGGAAGUCUCAUGUUUACCCAGUCCUAUUUCUCCAAUGCAAUAUCUGACCACCCUCAAGUGGAAAGUUCCAGAGCUCUUUUAGGCCAUGCUGAAUGGCCAGCAGUCUACGCCAAACCACCACAAGCAGUCUUAGUAUCUUCUGAUCCCUUGACCUCUGCUCCCCUCCCUGGGUUAUUUGGCAUAGAAUGAUGACAUGCAUGGUGUUUAGGGGAGGGCGGGAGAGCGAAGGGGUUGAUUCUUGGACUCCAAGAACUGUUAACUGAAUUCUUAUUCCAUGUGGCCAGGCCCCACAUAAGAAAUGGCAUUUGGAAACUGACUCCAAAAAGAAUCAGUCCUGAACACACUGCAGAGUGAACACAUGCCACACACAUGCACACACCCCAUCUGAAACCUCUUCUUUGAAUUUAUAGCAACUUUGCCAAAUUAAACUGUAUCACCUAGAGCUUCUUUCGGACCAAGACUUUGGCUUUGGUGGGUGUAUCUUAGUGGAGUCUGGACCCUCUGUGUCCCAGCACAUCAAGCUCCUCUGUUUACAAUCCAGAGACAAGGCCAACUCCAAAUGACAGCUAUGAGACAUGGUCAUGGGCCUGUGGCUCUGGGGUGGUGUGGGCUUAUUGCCUGAAAUAGACCCUACACUUUCCCAUUCUCCAUCUGUAUAUAUUUUAUGCAGACGGUGUCAUCCCCGAAUAUACUGUAGGUGAAUCGUCUGGCCAAAUUUAUAUUGCCAAACAUUUUUAGCUUUUUUCUACAUGCUAUGAAUUGAGAUGACAUACUCAACUUGUAAAUAAGUCUUUUGUACAUUAAAAAAGUAAUUUUUUUCAUAAUUUAUCUUG
Molecule: messenger RNA, 6727 nt
Organism: Nannospalax galili (Upper Galilee mountains blind mole rat)
Lineage: Eukaryota; Metazoa; Chordata; Mammalia; Rodentia; Spalacidae
Gene: Gli2
Product: GLI family zinc finger 2
Exons: 14
Coding region: 462-5099 (1545 amino acids)
Biological process (GO): smoothened signaling pathway; regulation of transcription by RNA polymerase II
Cellular component (GO): nucleus
Molecular function (GO): DNA-binding transcription factor activity, RNA polymerase II-specific; RNA polymerase II cis-regulatory region sequence-specific DNA binding
Source: RefSeq, a predicted model, not a curated record